This is a messenger RNA of Leucoraja erinaceus (little skate), 6852 nucleotides long. RefSeq names its product major facilitator superfamily domain containing 13A (gene slc68a1a). NCBI's taxonomy places the organism in Eukaryota, Metazoa, Chordata, Chondrichthyes, Rajiformes, Rajidae. The record is from RefSeq and is a predicted model, not a curated record. The transcript has 9 exons. The coding region runs from base 810 to 2336 and encodes 508 amino acids.
UCUACUGUAUAUCGUGUUACUUGCGAGCAAAGCACCAAGGCAAAUUCCUUGUACAUACUUGGCUAAUAAAAUUUAUUCAAUUCGAUUAUUUUUGUGUCUACUUGUACAUAACAAGUGCCAUGUAAACCAGCAUCUUCAGUUUCUUGUCUACAUGUGAGUGCUAUGGUGUCCGAGAUGAAAUCUUUCAGUCAAACAUUUUGAAUAAAGCUCCAUCUGCCAGGAUGGGAAUUUGAAAAUCUGCUGGGGUCGGGUGUAGUUCAGUGGAUAUGAGUAAUGCCCAGAACAAAUCUAAUCAACUUUUGGGUGCCCUCAUCAAUGGUGGGUGUUAGAUGAAAACACUGGGUAAAAUGAAAGCAAAGGUAACACAGCAUGGAUGGGUUGCUAUUGCAGGUAGGCUUUAGCAGUGAUGCAUUCUUCUGAGCGUCUCAUUAUUCCUUAAUUAAAAUUCAUUUCAGAUCCAACAUUUGGAAAUUGCCUAACUUUGAAAUACAUUUUGUUUACUUUGCUAAAAAGUGAUGAAAGUAAAUCUUGAGAUGAUUAAAAUACAGUCGACCAUGAGGUUACUUGGGUGAUAUACUUUAAAGGGAAGUUUAAUGUGAAGUUUUGGGCAACAUUUUAUAUUUGUUUCCUUAACUUCCACCUCUUUUCUAAUUCUUUCCCAUGCCACAUUCAGUUAUUGGGCAAGACUGAAACAGCCUACCCAGGACCGAUGGCUUUUGGCUGCUGUCAUAACUCUGAGACUUCUCCGGCAAUGAUGCAAGCGAAAUGACCAAGAAGCUAGAACUACGAUAUAAUGGAUAGUUGAAGUCAUGGGAGUCAGACCUGUAAACUGCCUGAACAUUCCUACAGCAGUGCUGUACGGUUCUUUAUCGCUGUUUGUCUCCAUUCUCCAUAACGUCUUUCUUCUGUAUUAUGUGGAUACAUUUGUAUCUGUUUACAAAAUCGAUAAAUUAUCCUUCUGGAUUGGUGAGACCAUUUUUCUCCUAUGGAAUAGUCUUAAUGAUCCAUUAUUUGGAUGGCUAAGCGAUCGCUCAUUUCUGAGCACACAACAGUCAGGUGCUGCAAUAUCCUCUCCAGAGGUUGUGUUGAAGCGACUGAAAGCACUAAUGCGGAAUGGUCCUCUAUUUGCACUGUCGUUCCUGUCUUUCUGGGUGGCGUGGGCAAGGCCAGGAGUACAAUUUCUGGUCUGCCUUUGUCUAUACGAUGGAUUCCUCACCAUUGUGGACCUCAAUCACAAUGCCUUACUGGCAGACCUGGCUGUGUCGGAAAAGGACAGGACUAGACUGAAUUUUUACUGUUCGCUUUUUAGUGCCCUCGGAUCCCUAUCAGUGUUCAUGUCCUACGCAGUCUGGAACAAAGACAACUUCUUCUCAUUUAGACUCUUCUGUGCAGCAAUGGCUGCCUUUUCCAUUUUUGGCUUUAGUAUAUGCACCUGGAUUCUCAGACAACGGUUCCAGUUGGAAGUCAAAGUAAAACAUAUGGAGGCCUCCAUGUUAAAAGAGUUACAUAUCAGUCAAACUCCUCUUGCCCAGGAGCAAACACUGACAUUCUUGGAGUACCUGAAGCAACUGUCCCGGCAGCAGAACUUUGUUUGGUUUGUGUCCAUGAACCUAGUGCAGGUAUUUCACUGCCAUUUCAACAGUAAUUUCUUCCCAUUGUUUCUGGAGUAUUUGCUAUCAGACAGAAUUUCACUCUCCACUGGUUCCUUUCUCCUAGGUGCAUCAUAUAUUGCUCCUCAUUUAAACAACCUUUACUUCCUGUCACUGUGCCACAGAUUUGGAGUGUAUAUGGUCAUUCGCUGGUUGUUCUUCUUGAAACUGGUGCUCAGCCUGAUCAUGCUGCUGGCAGGUCCAGAUCAGAUCUACCUACUUUGUUUCUUCAUAGCCAGUAAUCGUGUAUUCACGGAGGGGACCUGCAAGCUUUUGAACUUGGUCAUCUCUGACCUAGUGGAUGAAGACUUUGUGAUGAACAAGAGGAAACAGGCAGCGUCGGCACUGCUAUUUGGAAUGGUUGCCUUGGUGACAAAACCCGGACAGACAUUUGCCCCCUUAUUUGGGACAUGGCUUUUGUAUGUUUAUACAGGAUAUGACAUCUUCCAGCAUGACGCGCUACAUGAUAUUGUGAGCACAAAGCCGGUGGGGGAGCCAAAUACAGCCUGGAUGAAAGCGGUCCGCCAAGGAUGCUUCUAUCUGUUGGUCUUCAUUCCCAUAACGUGCGGAGUACUGCAGCUUCUCGCCUGGUCCCAAUUCAACCUCCACGGGAAACGACUCCAGACCAUCAAAUCACUGAGACAGAGCACACACCAAGAGGGCUUGCUGGACAUUAAAGCGGUGUGAACCGCCACCCUGGAGCCUCCAGUAUCCGUCCGCCUCCGUCAGAUGUGACGUGACUUUUGACGACUCUACUGCUCAGGGUGUGAAAACCUUCAGAGGACUAACAUGCUGCUGUUCGGUCUGUCUGGACUUCAACAGAUUUCAAUCAUGUAGCAAAUUCGAACUCUAUUAAGACUAAUAGUUAAGAAGACACCAUGUGCCUAACCAAUUUUAAAUUUUAUUACUUGGCCUUUGCGAUUUACAAGAGGUCCACAUGUCACAUUGAAGCCAAGGACAUAGUUUGAUAAUCUACACGUGCACAAGAUCCAAAUUUGUUGUCCUUUAUCCGUGCUGUGAAUUUUAUCAGAAUAUAGAUCCACUAUUACUUUUGUAGCAAAUAAUUUGUAAAUAUGUUGCACAAAAGAUAUGGCAUUGUUAUCAUUGAUAUUUGUUCUCUUGUUAUGUAACCUAGCAUCAUUUCAUUGUACUGAGUGUGUGUGUGAGAGAGAAACUGGUUGGGCAAUGCAUGAUGAAGUGAGUUCGAUUCUGGCCUCUUGCCUCUUGCUGUUUAAAGUUCGCAGACAUUACAGUGGCCACCUCUUUGUAAAAUGGGAAGGAGCAGUCUUGGUGGAGGGCUCACCAGUCAUAGACCGUGGCCAUUCAAUUUUUCUGACAUUUUUCAAAUUCAGUGGAUGUGCAAACUGCUGUAGCAGCACAAAGACUCCAGGAUUGUCAGCGGAGCCCAAUUGUUGGGGCAGAAGUUUGGAUCCAACUGUAUUUAAACUGGGAGAAAUGUGCCCAAAAAAGGGCAUAAAGUGCUGGUGUAACUCUUCCAUGAAUGCUGCUUGACCUGAUUUGUUACUCCAGCAGGUAGACAGAAAUGCUGGAGAAAUUCAACGGGUGAGGCAGCAUCUAUGGAGCGAAGGAAAUAGGCAACAUUUCGGGUCAAAACCUUGUUACUCCAGCACCUUUGUCUUUGCAUCGGCAGUUCUUUGUUUCUAGACAUGUACCCAAUGCUGCCACCUGGUGGCCAACGGGGAAAUACUUCUUUUUACCACAGACAAAAAUCUUUGAUGGAAAAAAAUGGUCAUCCCUGAUGCCAAAGCUUUGCAGUAAAUGAAAGCGAUUCCAGGUUUUGAUAAUGCCAGAUGCCCCAUAUUAUAGUUAAAUUUUUCUAUUUUUUACCUGUUAUGUUUUCUGCCAUGUCAAUGGUUCAAUGGUUUCUUUAUCACGUGUACCAAGAUAGUCAUUUUUUUUUUUUUGCUUACAGAUCAGGAUAUUCCCAUACAUAAGUACAAUCCCUGGUUAAGUACAUAGUGCAUCAAACCAGCCCACUGAAUCUCUAUGCAAGAGUCGCCAGGUUUUGGUGCUGUUUCAGUCCCAACUGGCCAUAAAAGUCUGUUGCAGCCGGCGUCUCCAUCUGUUUGCCCUGCGAACCAAUGUCCCUCUCCUCGCUUGUCCUUUCUCCCAUUGCAUUUAGCCCAUCCUAUUUGUAUUUUUAAACUGUGCUACCAUUUGGCCCUUUGAACCUCUGUGCUCCUGUUGUAGUUGUGGCUACUAAAGUCAGAUAACACUGCAAAUCUUCUAAAAUGGUGUUGCCGCACAUGUCUGUCUCAUUAAGUGCUGGGGGUGAACUGUCCAGCUGAAUGUUGCUGACUAAUCGGUACUUCCAAAAUCCCCAGUGUCACAUUCUAUCCCAUUACACAGGGUGCAACCAAAUCCCAGCUGAGGUGCUUGCUUCUUAUUCAAGGACUUGGCAGCUAAAGUUCCCAUUGUGUCCUUUGAAAAUAUAUUCAAAGCCUGCUCCUGAGUUCUGUGUUUGUUUCCAAACAUCAAAGAAGAUGUUAGAUGUUAACAUGAGAUUAAAACUCUCUUAUUUGUACAAUGGAUGGAUGCAUUGUUCCCUCUCCCCACCCCCUUCAACAUCAUUCCACGCCAACCCAUGUCUGUCACUUCCCUCAGCACUCCAGGCUCUGUUUUCAAGAGAGUCAAGGGUGUGUUUAUUGUCAAAAUGGAACAAUGAAAUUCUUUCUAGCAGCAGUAUCGCAGAUUUGUAAGCGCAGUACUUAAUAAUGUGCUAACAUUAAAAAAAAAAGAUUAUAGUGCAAAAGACAAAAACAAAGCACAAAAUCCCUAGUGCAACCAAGGCAGUUUGAAGUUUUUAUGUGUUCAAUGGUCGUUGGGAAGCUGUUCCUGAACCUGAAUGUUUUCCAGCUGUGGUGAGGUGCUCAAGUGCUACACCUCGGGUCAACCAUUCCCACACAGCAAAGUCACUCCUCCUGAAGGUCCUUGUGGGCCGUUGAGUUAAAGGAACCAAUCUGCUGUUUAUCCCAAGACUCAACAGCUGACGGUCUGACGGCCGCUAGUGGUCUGUGAACUUCUGGCACAAUAGAUUUUUACAGAGAAAUCAAAUUCGCUGCUGGGACUGGUAACUCCUAUCUCGCACUUUUUCUCUAUCACUCCUUACCCUCCAGUCUAUCAGCCCAGGAUGUGAACGCUCACUGCUUGUGCAUGCCAUGCUUUGAGAUAUACUGUAAAGCAGUGAGAUUUAUAAGCAUCAUAUCUGGCAAUGGCCACUAUUGCAAUCACAGCAGAAUGUGUUGGGGCUUUCACAUCACAUGGUGGAGUUUCCAAUAUUUCCAAAGGAAGCUGAAUGUGGUUUGUGUGAAAUGUUAAAUUGCGGAGAUAUCGUGAAUGGUAAACUAGUUUUGGUGUGGUUUUAGUGUCAAUGUUUAAAAUGUUAUGCUUGCCAUCUAAAGGUGGUUAACUUUGCCAAAAUUAUGAUUUGUAGAAAAGCAACAGACUUCUCCAGAAAUGGCAACCAUAUUUGGAAAAGAUUGGAUAAAUUAUUUUUUUUAAACUCCUACGUAAGUAUUCUUUCCGCAGAAUUCUUCCUUUGUCCUUUUUUAAAGAGAAAAUGCCUUGUUACGAUCCAGCUUUUCUAAGCACAUCAGGCGUGAUGGAUCUCUUAUUGUUUUAAUGGUCAUAAGCACUCCACCAGGAUGCACAUCCCAGAAACUGGCCAUUCAGGCAUUGAUGCACCACUUUAUAAUCUUGCCAUCUUUCCUGCUCUAAAUCUAUCACCAUGAACCCUCUAUUCCUUUCUCCCUUGAUUAAACAGCCAGUAACAAGAGAGAUAGUGGCUAAGGGUUCGUGUAGCAUAUUUUGUCCCAUCCACCCUUAUUAUCUAGUUUCUCUGCCAUUCCCUAUGGGAUUUCUACAUUUUUGUCACUUAGUAUAGGCAUUAUACCAGCAGCUUCUACUUAAUGUUUCACACAGAGAAAUAUCUUAAAGACCUAUAUUAGGCUAAUCAUUUAUGUGCUUUUUCAAGUAUUAUUACUUGCCUGCUUUUAAAUAUUAUUUGAGAUUGUUUUAUUUAAAGGGCUUGCUAACUCUAGCUCAAAAUUAAUUAUUUUUCCUGUAUCUCCAUAAUAUAUAAGCCAGUUUCACUCUCGAGAGUGUUAAUGAUUGAAUAAGGUCUUAGAUGCGAUGUGCCACGACUUUAUUGUACUUCCAAACUGGUCUCUUGACACUCUUCAUUGUGGUUAUGUAACUGGUUUAACUCUCCCUUAUUGGCUAGCCUUGUAAUUUCCUUGGCUUAAAUAAUGGACUCUUUGUCAGGCAUUCAGUCAGGAGUUCCAAUAGAUGAUUUGCCUUGUUCUUCCCAAUUGCUUUUGAAGAAGUGGAGUUUAUUCUGUCUACUGGAAUGCAAGAGAAAAUGUGAUCACAGGUUCUUCGUUGAGCCUGUUUUGCAUUGGAAGAGUUGGUACCAGUUUGGAAGCUUCAGCUGUGCUUUGAAUCUGGAAUUGGUCUCUGAUCCUGUUCUGCAGCAAAGGAUUUGAGAAUAUUUUUGCUUGGAGUGUAUAUUGCAGCGUUAUCAUCCUGCUUUACACCAGAGUUGAGGGGUAAUUGCAGUUGCCUGCUUUUUACUGACCCCUCCCAUGGUUUGCAACAGAAUAAUGAGCGUUAUACCUCCAUUAUAUUAGAAAGGAACACUGUGAAAAUAAAUUGAGAUGUAUUCCAGCUGCUUUUCCAUUCCUUCAAUAUUUAACUUUCUAAAUGUUGAGAAGUGUCAACAUUCAUUGACCUGCUUCCCAAAAGCUGCAUUGAGCUGGUAAGUUUCAUUACCUUUAUUUUAGUAUUUUAAAAACCUUUUGAAUUACAGGUUAAAUAAAGGCUUGGCUCGUCAACUUUGCUUUGAUUUCAGGACUCCAGUAUACAUUUGCUUUCAUUAAAAUGAAGACUUGUUUGUUUUAAAACAUUUGUACUUGCUUUUUGCUUUAAAUUAACAGCCAUGUUGAUUUAACUUCAGAACAAAAGAAUUGUUUGCUAUUUUGAUCCCUGAUUUAAAUAUUUGCCUUAACUGGGAUGAAUGUCCCAAAUUGAAGAAUAUGAACAGGUUUCUGUAGAGGUUCCUCACCAGCUAAAUCUGAUUAUGUGCCACCUUAAUUCUCAGUGUUACUUAUUAAAUGAUACUGUGUGAAGUAAAAGCAUGUAAAUUAAAGUGGUUCUUUUCCUAAUUAAAGAUAUUUUGAAUUAA